AUGUGGAAGCUUGACCGCAGGAGGAGGAGGAGGUGGUGGUGGUGGAAGCAGAAGAAGAGGAGAAAAGCGGGCAACACCGUUGUCUGCCGAUGGGAAGCGUAUACCGAAGGUUCGGGCGAAGCUUUCCACACUACGGCCGUUGGGGGAUCAAAUUCUCCGAGAGCCCACGGUGAGGUAUGCGCGGAGAUGCAGCAGAUGAACCAGAAGGGAGACACCGGUGCGGAUCAAGGUGUCGACGAGGGGGAGAUUCACCGACCAAUGCAGGAGAGAGAAGAGAAAGGAAGAGGAGAAUCUGGUGAGAUGGGAUCGAGGCUCUGCGGUUUGGAGGCGCGAGGAGAAGAGAGCUGGACAGGGCAGCACCGACACUGGGGAUCACCGAGUAAGUGA
Messenger RNA from Penicillium diatomitis, 387 nucleotides. RefSeq lists its product as uncharacterized. NCBI's taxonomy places the organism in Eukaryota, Fungi, Ascomycota, Eurotiomycetes, Eurotiales, Aspergillaceae. The coding region runs from base 1 to 387 and encodes 128 amino acids. The transcript has a single exon. The record is from RefSeq and is a predicted model, not a curated record.